This is a messenger RNA of Brassica napus (rape), 983 nucleotides long. RefSeq names its product agamous-like MADS-box protein AGL27. The record is from RefSeq and is a predicted model, not a curated record. Gene Ontology annotation, biological process: regulation of transcription by RNA polymerase II. Lineage: Eukaryota; Viridiplantae; Streptophyta; Magnoliopsida; Brassicales; Brassicaceae. Gene Ontology annotation, molecular function: protein dimerization activity; RNA polymerase II cis-regulatory region sequence-specific DNA binding; DNA-binding transcription factor activity, RNA polymerase II-specific. Bases 198 to 776 code for a protein of 192 amino acids. Gene Ontology annotation, cellular component: nucleus. The transcript has 7 exons.
UUUUUCGACAAUUGCUUUUAUUUUCUCUAUCGUUUAACAAAAGAAAACAAUCUGACAUUAGAUUUAUCUGUCCAAAGAGCAAAAACCAAAAAAGGAAAAAAGAUAAGAGAUAAACGAAUCAAAAGAAGCAAAAACAUUGAGUCUCUUCGGACAUCAGACUCAAAUUAGGGCAUAAAGCCUUGUCGGAAGAAGCAGCCAUGGGGAGAAGAAAAGUAGAGAUCAAACUAAUUGAGAACAAAAAUAGUAGACAAGUCACUUUCUCUAAACGACGCACUGGUCUCAUCGAGAAAGCUCGACAGCUUUCAGUUCUCUGUGAAUCAUCCGUCGCUGUUCUCGUCGUCUCCGCCUCUGGAAAACUCUACAACUCCUCUUCCGGUGACAACAUGACCAACAUCAUCGAUCGUUAUGGCAUACAACAUGCUUGUGAACUUAGAAGCUUGGAUCUUGCAGAAAAAACUCGGAGUUAUCUUCCACACAAUGAGUUACUCGAAUCAGUCAAAAGCAAUCUUGAAGAAUCAAAUGUCGACAACGCAAGUGUAGAUUCUCUAAUUUCUCUGGAGGACCAGCUCGAAACUGCUCUGUCUGCAACUAGAGCUAGGAAGACAGAACUAACGAUGGAGUUUGUGAAGAUGCUUCAAGAAAAGGAGGAGUUGCUGAGAGAAGAGAAUCUGGUUUUGGCUAGCCAGAUAGGGAAGACGAACGGAGGGAGACAGAACAAUUCACCGGCAAAUAGCUCCGGCAUCAAUCCUCCGGAGACUCUCCCGCUGCUAAAGUAACUAUCACGAUCCAACGGCUGAGUUAACUCAAAGCCUGAUUUAAAGUUAAAAAGCAGAUGUGUAAACUAUAAAAAGCUGCAUAAUCUCAAAACUCAUUUUAUCUUGCUGUAAUGCGGAAGUUUAGGUAAAAAACGGAGCUAUAGUUCUCUUGCUAAAAAAUAAUUAUUAUAAAAUUAAGAUAAAGUAUGGAACUUUGUUGUACCUUCA